UUCAUGGUAAUGUCGCUGUCAAGUGAAAAAACAUGUCAGAGCAGUUGAGCUACGAAAUUCACAAAUAUUCCAGCUAUUCAACGUCCUAUUUGCCUGAGAAUAUCCGAGAGGAUUGUCCCAGCAAUCAGACAAGCAGGUGGUCAUCCAACACCAACAGUCCUCCGCAAUUUCUCACGCUCAAACUCCAGCGUCCGGCGAUUGUUAAGACCAUCAAAUUCGGGAAGUACGAGAAGACCCAUGUCUGCAACUUGAGGAAGUUUAAGAUCUUCGGGGGCCUGGAGGAGGAGCAUAUGGUCCUUCUGUUUGAAGGUGGCCUGAAAAAUGACAAUGUCCCGGAAAUCUUCACUCUUCGCCAUACAACGGAUUCCGGUGAAUUGCUCCCGGUGCUGUUCAUCCAGAUCAUGCCACUGCUAUCCUGGGGACCUAGUUUCAACUUCAGCAUAUGGUAUGUUGAGCUACAGGGCCAGGAUGAUCCAAUCUUCGUUCGCACGAGCCUCCAGAACUACAAUACUCUGCGAGAGGUGGAAAUUGUGAGGCUGUGCCUCAAGCAUUUCCGCCAGCAAGGCUACGAGGCGGCUUUUAGGUGCCUCCAGGAUCAGACGAAUGUCCUCCUUGAGCAUCCCAUGAUGUCCAAUCUCCACGAUGCCCUCGUGAUACGCGGGGACUUCAAGGAGACGGAGGAUUUCAUGGAGCAGUGCGUGGAUGAUGGUUUGCUGGAUGCCUACCUCUCCCGGCAGGACUACAAGGCUUCCUGGGAGCUGCAGGAUGUGGCAGAAACGGAGAAUAGACCGGGAAUGCGUGGAGGGCAUCAGUUGGUGAUUGACAAUCAGAAUGGACUGAUCUAUCUGUACGCUGGUUGGGAUGGGUUUGAGGAUUUGAGUGAUUUAUGGUGCUACAGCAUCAAGUCCAAUGUCUGGCGACUCAUUCAUGCCAAUUCCGAGAAGUUUGACGGUCCGACUCCUCGAUCAUGCCACAAAAUGGUUUUUGAUCCGCGCAGUGGGCAGAUUUUCAUCCUAGGACGCUACCUGGAUGGCUCUAGUCGUACCAAGGAGCACAUCAAGAGUGAGUUCUACCUCUACGACACUUCGCAUCAGACCUGGCUCCAGAUCUGCGAUGACACCAGUCAGGUUGGUGGACCGCAGCUCAUCUUUGACCAUCAGAUGUGCAUUGAUGUGGAUAAGCAGACAAUUUACGUCUUUGGCGGACGCAUCCUAACACCUAGGAAUAUCGAUGAUAUGUCCAACGAUCCACAGUACUCGGGUCUCUUCUCCUAUCACAUCGGUACGAACAUGUGGACACAGCUCCUCGUAGACUGUGGUCAUCCCAGUGCAGCACAUUUCGACGUUCCCAGCAUCAAGUCUCGCGUCACUCAUUCAAUGGUAUUUCAUCAUCGUCACAGGAAAUUGUACAUCUUCGGUGGACAACGCAAUAAGGAAUAUAUUACGGAUUUUGUGGCGUAUGAUGUUGAUGCUGGAGAAUUGUCGGUGCUGAAUUUGGAUGCCACAGCGACUGCGGAAAAGAAUGUGCCACAGUCGGGUUUCACUCAACGUGCCACAAUUGACUGCGAUCGCGAUGAAAUCUACGUAUUGUCGAGUCUUAGCAAAGAGAAGGAACGUCGGGAUUUCAAUGUUAACAGUCUGUGGUUGUAUUCGCUCAAACUGAACGAAUGGACGUGCAUUUACAAGUGUGACCACUCCACGGAGAAUUGUUGCUCCAACAAGGGUCAGGUGGUGUGCUCGGAGCCGUGCCCGAGAUAUGCUCAUCAGUUAGUUUUCGAUGCAACCAAUCGCAUACACUACCUCUUCGGCGGAAACCCCGGACGAAAUACACUGCCACAGCUCAGGCUCGAUGAUUUUUGGGUGCUGAGACUCGAAAAACCCAGUCGCCAGCAGAUUUUGCGUCAUUGUAAAUAUUUAAUAAGAAGACUGGAAUAUGAGGAGAUAACGAAGAGUGACCCACUGAAGGCUGUCAAUUAUCUUCAGACAAGACUGCAUGACAUUAUUGACCACAAGGACCCCGAAGAACUUAAAGAGUUCCACAAAUUGGCCUCUUUACUCUUCAAAUGCGACGACUUCCAGACGGAAAAUAGCAGUCCCCUGAUGACGGUGCCCCUGGGAACGACUUCAGCCUUCCUUUCUGAUAAAUGUGCUUCACCUUCGGGUACAUCCACAGCUGCCACACCAUCCCCAUCAUCAGCAUCAUCAUCAUCAUCGAGUUCUGCCAAGGUGGACAUGUCCUUCAAUGUGAAGAAUCAACGGUAUUUGCUGUUUAACAAAUUGGUGAAACUUUUGCCCGAGAAUAUGGUUCAGCCAAAAGGGAAUUUGAGUGAUUUUGUUCUUAUCUGAGGUAAUAUUUAUCCGAUUUCUCCAUGAUAUCGUACGAUUGGGAGGGAUUUGACAAGAAAGAAAAAAAUCAUUAAAAUAAAAUCAUUGUGAAAUAUACUCGGGUAGAAAAGUUUUCACAUAAUUUUCAAACUUAUUUACUCUCUACAUAUUUAGGAUAUGCAUGUCGAUGAAUAUAAUAACUCUAUCCCCAUUUUUUGUCUGUGCUGCUGUUUAUUAUUUUGUUCUUGUGAGAAAAGUUAAAAAAAAACUUCCUUCAAUAUUAAGCUCUAGCAUGUUCUCGAAGACGCAUAUUAACUCAAGAAAAGUGUAGGAAUAUCCAUCAACAGUGUACAUUUUUCAAUUUUAUAAAAUCUCCAGGUUUUAAUAUAUAUUUUUAUGUUUAUGUAAA
Messenger RNA from Phlebotomus papatasi, 2733 nucleotides. RefSeq names its product muskelin (gene muskelin). Bases 33 to 2345 code for a protein of 770 amino acids. Gene Ontology annotation, molecular function: protein binding. Gene Ontology annotation, cellular component: cytoplasm. The record is from RefSeq and is a predicted model, not a curated record. NCBI's taxonomy places the organism in Eukaryota, Metazoa, Arthropoda, Insecta, Diptera, Psychodidae. The transcript is spliced from 6 exons.